This is a messenger RNA of Penicillium hordei, 201 nucleotides long. RefSeq lists its product as uncharacterized. Lineage: Eukaryota; Fungi; Ascomycota; Eurotiomycetes; Eurotiales; Aspergillaceae. Bases 1 to 201 code for a protein of 66 amino acids. The transcript has 2 exons. The record is from RefSeq and is a predicted model, not a curated record.
AUGCAUCGCAAAGGUCGUCCGCAAGGAAGAGUAGUGGUAAUUGUUGCCGGUGAACUACAACCCGUGGUUGGGAAACUGGUGUUGUCCCGCCUCUUGGAUGAGCUGGUCGGGAUCUUCUGCGCUGGGUACAAGGCAGAUUCCACCUCACGGACGACCGUCGUCUAUAAAGAGACUACAAUUCCAGCCAAAUGGCAGAACUGA